Molecule: messenger RNA, 1167 nt
Organism: Trypanosoma cruzi
Lineage: Eukaryota; Euglenozoa; Kinetoplastea; Trypanosomatida; Trypanosomatidae
Exons: 1
Coding region: 1-1167 (388 amino acids)
Source: RefSeq, a predicted model, not a curated record
AUGUCCGUGGCGGUACCCAAUGAAAGGGCUGAGAAGAGAAGCAACAGAAAGCAGAGUCAUUUAGAGAAGAAGCAGCACAGUAAACGCGAUGCGCAAAGGGGAGAGUCUAGUAUGAUGCAUGGCGGCCAGCUGAGGUAUAUGCGCAAAGGUCCCGUCACAGCAGUAAAGGACAAACACGGGAAUACCGAGACGGUGCACGAUGGGGAACGCUACGUUGUUGUCAUUACGAAUGUCGAGAAUGAUUUUGCACAAGUGCACCAAAAGGCCUUGCCACAGUAUUGUUGUCUGAACGAGCAGCAUCAUCACGGCCCACAGCAGCAGGCAUUGUCGGCGACUGUAAAGGGCAUGGAUAAGGAGGCAUCAACUGCGUUGGGAAAAGAAGCGAAAAGGCGACAAUGCCGCUACACAGUCACUGCCCGCACGGAGACACGCUCCGUUGAAGUUGCCGUUUAUGGGAGGGCGGAUGGCGAUGUCUCGAGCGUGUACCUCCCACAUCGUGCCGGCAUGCGUGAGAAGAAACAAGGCCAUCAGACAAAUAAAGAGAAGGUUGUAGGUAGGGGUAAUGGAAAAGAAGAAAAAAAAGGUGUUGGUGUUAGUGGUGGUUCGCCGAUCAAGUGUGUGGCUGCCCCUGUAGGGAAUAAUCCAGUUUUUGCCUCCCUCGAAGACAUGGUCAUGGCACUCCGCCACGCGCCGUACUUUACGCAUCCGCCAAAGUUUCUUCUUAAUGUGCCAGGCAAAGAAGAUGGUGAGGUUCUGCGGGGGGUAAAGCCACGUAAACGGCGUCGGAAUGCCACCACCGAUGAGGAAAAGGAAGAAGAGCACCAAAGCGGAGAGCCAACCCCUGGCGAUGCAAAGAACUUUUCGCCUCUCCUCCAAUCUACGGUGCGUCAGGCAGAAAUGAUCACUGCUGUCGCGACAACGUCGACGCGGAUGCACACAAAAGAACUUUGUGACCAGUUAAAAGAAAUCCCCGGUUUUAUCACCUGCUGGAUGUUGUACCCGCAGCACUUUCGUGUGCUGUUUGCUUCAAGGAAGACACUCUUUCGGGCGAAGGAGCUUCUGGACCAGUUUGAGGUGGACGGCCACGUGCGGGUGACGCUCACACUUUCAGACGGUGCCGCCAAGGCGUUUGCGGAGCACCUGGCCUCGGUGGAAAACACGGUAUGA